UACACUACAACGCUGCACACAGUUUUGCUUAGCAAAAUGGCUGUAAGUAUUGAAGCUAUUAAAGAAAACUACAACGCCAACUUGAAAGCAAAGGAUUACAACGAGAAAUUUAACCGUAUCCUACAUCUCAUAAGAGGAAAUUUCGAAUUCAUUUUGCAGUUUUUGCACGAAGUUGUGCAUUCAGGACGCUUUCAAGGUUCUAAGGUCUUGGAAGUGGGCAGUGGUGCCACUGUACAUAAUAUUGCCUCUGCUAGUGCUUGCUAUGACCAUAUCGUUCAGAGUGACUAUGUGGUGGACAACUGCGAAGAAUUAAAGCGGUGGCAUGAAGGAACGUCCUCUUUGGAUUGGUCUGAGUUCCUUGACAUAAUUGUCCAUCUAGAACAUAAUGAAAAUGAUUUAAGGAUUGCCAGAAAGGAGUUGGAAUCCCGUAUUCGGAAAAGUGUGAAAUGUGUUGUACGGAGUGAUCUUCUCUCUGACACUGUUCUGCCUGUAGAACUGCUGAUUGCCACAGAAACAGAGCCUCCUUUUGAUUUGGUAAUAUCCGUCCUGUGCAUCGAAACUGCGGCUCCAGAUUAUGAGGGUUACAUUGAUAUCUUGAAAAGAAUAAAUGGUCUGUUAAAAGUAGGUGGAGGGCUCAUCAUUUGCGGCUAUGAAAAUGGUUCAAUGUGGCAGGUAGGAGACAAGACAUUCCACCAUAUUAAAUUGACGACCAAGCAAGUGUUAGAAGCUCUUGAAACAGCUGGCUUCGGAAAAUGUGACCUCAGAACGCUUCCUAAAGUAAAGUCUGAAUAUUCUUAUGAUUACGAGACUUUGUUUUGCGUAGCAGCAGAAAAAUUAUAAAUUCUUAGGGCAUUUGAUCUUAUAUUUGAUUUAUCUUGGUAAAUAAAUGAAUUUCUUUUUGAAA
Messenger RNA from Stegodyphus dumicola, 904 nucleotides. Its product is annotated as nicotinamide N-methyltransferase-like. NCBI's taxonomy places the organism in Eukaryota, Metazoa, Arthropoda, Arachnida, Araneae, Eresidae. The record is from RefSeq and is a predicted model, not a curated record. Gene Ontology annotation, molecular function: N-methyltransferase activity. Gene Ontology annotation, cellular component: cytosol.